UUUUCGCGCAGCGAACGGCUACAUUCAGUUGCCUUGUGACUACCAGCCCCACCUCCGGGCAAUUUCCGCUGGAAGAAUCUGCACCAAGCUAAUGGCACGCGUAUCGACUUUUUCUCCAAAUCAUCAGCACUGGGGCUGAAUGCUACAACAAUCCUCUUUGAUAUAAGAAUAGAUUCACGGUUAUAUAAAACAAACAUGACUUUCCGGAGACGGAACAGGCUGAACUCCAGUGAAUCCCAGAGUGGAACUUGUGAAAACAGUGACAGAGAAAUCUUUCCUUCGAAGUUGUACAGCAUUAGACCUCUGGCGUUUGUUUCUAAUUCCACUGACGUGUAUGAGACGCUUGCAUAUUCUGGGGGCACCUUGCCGAGAAGUUUUCAAAAUAAUGGGCAGCUACAGAAAUGGAGACCUCUGUCCCAGUCAUCUGAACUAAUCAGGACAAACAUGGUCCUGGAGAAGAAUGCAGAUGAGGCAUUUGGCUUUGAAAUUCAGACUUAUGGCCUUCACCAUCAGGAUGAAAACUCAGUGGAGAUGUGUACCUUUGUUUGUAGAGUGCACGAGCACAGCCCAGCCAAACUAGCAGGUCUGAAAGUUGGGUAUACCAUUGCAUGCGUAAACGAAACCUCAGUGGGGGGUUACCAACACAAGGAGAUUGUUCAGCUGAUCAGGUCUUCAGGAAACAUUCUCAGACUUGAGACGCUCUACAGUGAUUCAAUACGAAAGGCUGAGCUCGGUGCUAGACUGCAAUACUUGAGGCAAACCUUGCAUGAGAAGUGGGAUGAAUAUCGUUCCCUGAUGGUGCAGGAACAAAGACUAACCCACGGCAUAGUAAUGAAUGAUGCAGCUAUCUAUGAGUCCCUGGAAUCGGCAGGAGUGUAUGGGAGUCUGGGUCGUCCCAGUCCUGUUACCCUUCGUGCUCAACAUCUCUGGCACGGAAGCACCUGCAGCAGUGUCAGCCACCUGAGCGCGGCCACAGAUGAAGACUCUCUGUACCAGAACUGUCUGGACCAGGGCAUGCCCUCCAUAUCUCACUCUGAGUCCUUUUGCAAACUGUCUCUGCAGCUCUCGGCCCAGUGUCUCUUUCGUCCAGCCAGGGAGCUUCUUGCUUCAGCCCGAAGUUCACUCACACGUAGUGCUUCACUCACACGUAGUGCUUCACUCACACGUAGUGCCAGCACACGUAGUUACUUGCGAGAGUCAGGGAACACUGCUUGUUCAUCAGGCAGCAAGCAAGGACGGUUUGGCAUAAUGCUGCCCAAUGCCAAACAGAUGAGCUUUCCCAGAAGACUAUUGAAGUUCAUCCCUGGUUUAAACCAUGCGCUGGAAGAGGAGGAAAGCAAACUAUGAGUAAAUCAGGCUUUGGUUAAGGCGGUCACGGUAGUCCAUGUCGAGGGAGAGUUUAGAACCAGAUUCUGAUCCAGUCACACCAAACCUUAUAAAUACUGUUUGUCACUGUGUUUAAAUUAAUUUAUUUUAUUGUAUUUUAUAGUAUUUUACAGGUUUUUCUAGGAAUUAUGUUCUUUACUUUUUAUACAUCAACACCAAAUUCAUAAGAGAAGGAUGUGGUUGCUACGGUAAUAUACAUUUUGUGCUUUUCUCACUUUUGGUUAUACAUGCAAUU
Clupea harengus (Atlantic herring) is the source of this 1621-nucleotide messenger RNA. RefSeq names its product trafficking regulator and scaffold protein tamalin (gene tamalin). The record is from RefSeq and is a predicted model, not a curated record. NCBI's taxonomy places the organism in Eukaryota, Metazoa, Chordata, Actinopteri, Clupeiformes, Clupeidae. Gene Ontology annotation, molecular function: protein binding.